CGCGCUGCCGCGCUUUCGCCAGCGCUCCGAACGCUCAUCUGGCAAUGUCGUCGUCCCGGAAGAAGAAUCUCGGCGACGAGGCGGGCGGCGUCCGACCGAAGCCCCGGUCUCGAACGAGCCCUCAAGACGAGGAGCUUCUGCGCAGCCUGCACGCCGCGCUGUCCACGGACCGGCCGGCCGACCGGGUGGUGGACAGGGACACGCGCUUUCGCAUCGUCAAGGUGGAACCGAAGUGGCGACGGCCGUGCGACGUGCCACCGCCCAAGCUCGCCGCGUCGGAUGCGGCCACUGGAACGCCUCGGAGAGUGCGGGGCGCUAGUCCCGGAGUUUCGACCGCGCAGCUACCGGCGUGGCCCUCGCUCAAGCAGCCAAAGGCGCGCGAGAUCGCCAGCGCGAGACCGGAGGAACUCGUCGCUUCCCCGUCGACCGAGAGAAACCGCGCGGGCCAAACUUCGGCUGCAUCUCCAGCCGCCACCCGGGCCCCGCCGAAGAAGCCGAGGUCAAGGCCGCGCAAGAAGCGCAAGUCGAGCCCUCCUGUAGCGUCGCCAGACCCCGACGAAAUGGCGAAGACUACGGCUGUGUCGCGCGACGCCGUUGCGAGAAAGGAGUCGCCUGAGAACGAGGGCGACGCCGAAGAAGCAAAUUCCGCGAUGCGCGGCGUCAAGACAGCGUGCCGCCCCUCCAGGAAUCGCGACGAGUCCGAGCACAAGUCGGAGUCUCCUCCGCUGUUCCCGUUCCGGACACUCGACGUUCCUCGUUUGUCGCGGGAGCUGCCUGCCCCGGAUAAACGGAAGGAAUCGCGCUCAAAUCAGUCUUCGCAUUCAACGCGUGCUCAGGCGUCGAUUGAAGACAAUAUUGUGCCCAUGCCGAGGAAGACCGCGAGGAAGACGAAAGUGCCGCUGCGUAGCAACCUGUCCGUGUCCCGCCACAACGUCGAAAACAUGAAGAGCAGCGAAUCGAGCUGGGUCGACCGCGCCCCUCAGCCGAGGAAACGAGGGGAGAGCCAGGCCGUGCCUGGCGUUGUGGGUCCGUCGCAGUCCCACGUGGCAGGUCCUGCCCUGGAGAGCAGCAGGUACUCGAUGCAAGAAUUGGGAGCAGCACAGGCGCCGACCCCUUCGCGAAAGCACUCCGGCAGAACGGGCGACUUGUCUGUAACCGCGCUCGUGCGACCCACCGAGGCAGCUUCGCAAACGUCCCUUCACAUCGCGACUCCCGCCGAUUGGGGCUCUCUCGCCCGACUCGCCAGCGUGGGUGCAGGAGCAGCGGCAUCAGAUGCCACUACGAGCACGCAGCGUGCUUUUCAAAGUGAUGUUGAAGGGCCGGAUCACUUUCAGCAAGCACUCGGGGCCAGCAUUCCGAAACCUGCGCGUGCGAUAUCAGAUGCGUGCUUCAGUCCUUGUCUGUUGAGUCCAAAGAUCGGCGAAGCCGAGUCCAGCGAAAGGCUGGUGAGUGGCGCUACCGGCGCUGCGGGGACACUUCUCGACCAAGGAUCCGCGAAAAAAAACUUGUUCGUAACCGAGCCCCUUAGGAGCUUGAGCGUUUAUUCCCGCGACGAAGAUUGGCCACGACAUUUGCGCUCGACUAGUGGACCGACUGUUGAGAGCCAUGUGGUAGGCGCAAAGGAGAGGCCUCGCAUUUUGUCACUUAUAGACCGAGGUCAGACCUUUCAAAGCGUGGAAGACGAGAAAACGCUGCUUGCGCCCACUGUUCGUCGCCCUUCCAGCAGUCGGAGAAACGUUCCCAGUACAGCUGACGUUUCGCGUGAUGCAGCGUACGAGACGAAGGGUUCCAGCGACGAGUUGACUUUCUAUUCCGCAAACUACGCAGACGUUUCUCGUACUGCUGAAAAUCGUGAACGUUUCUAUAGCCUAGACGGUGAAGACGCGUUUCCACAGCGUGGAGCGCUUCAGGGCAGCAGCAGUUCCAAGAAAGCCGCUCAACGCUCUUCGUCCACCAUGAUGCCGCAGUGUACCUUCCCUCCCGAUGACCUUGUGUCCAAUGCUGCCAGCUUGUACAAAGUCCUAUCGCCGACGAAGCCACAAGCACAUGCGUUGGGUGCUAGCCGCAAAGAGCGACAGGGCAGGCCCAGCGUGGCAAUUCAGACAACCGAGCGUGUUCGAAGGUCGACGCUGCCGGCAAUGCGAGCAGUCGGUGUUACGGCGGAUAUGAUGAGUAAGAUGUUGCAGAGCGGUCGCAGGGAGACGGUCAGUGACAAAGGCACCAAGCAUUCCCUUAGCCUGAACGCAAGCGCCGGACCGUCAGUAGGGGGACGGAUGGUGGAUAAACCGAAAGAAGGAAACAAUGACGCGGGCGAAGCAACUGCUGCUAAUCCAGGUGACGCUGCAACAGACUCUGCGUUUUACACGGCUACUGAGAUGAGGCAGGACGAUCAGACGCGUCCCUCAGAAGGCAAGCAAGUACGCGGUAAGACGACGCGAAAGACCAUGUUACUGCGCCCCGAAAUGGGACACGCCUACAUGAACGCCAUGAAGGUGGAGUUGCUUGCCGGCGAGAAGACGCCCUCUUCAAGUCCUGAGGAUUCAUGCAUUGUUCGCAAAAGGUCAGAUAAACUAGGACCUAAAUACGACGCUUUGUUUGACCAAGCAGGGAUCGGUCCGCUUUGCACUGACUGCAGCGCUUCUGGGGAGCUGUGUAGGCACGAUAAAUGGGACCGACUUUACAGCCGAAAUGGGAGUGCCUAUGCAGCGAAGGUAACAGCAAACACGACCCAAAAUAAAAGGCUGUCUAGGAGCCGGGAUCGUCCUCAACGUUUCAGCAUGGCGCAUGGCAGACAGCUUUCUAAAGAAUUGGGUCCGUGGGGCACCUUACAUGGCUAUUCACUCUUUGGUGUACUGCCGAUGCCAGGUGGGAGACAGCCAGAUAGUAGUUGGCCGUGUUCUGGAGAAGAGGCCAUCCGUAGCCGCAACUUGGACAUAUGCCCCCCUGCGCUAGGGCGCCGUAGCCGCGCCUCCUCUGAAGUCCCCGACUCCUCGUGGGAGACGAAGUCGAGACUGUCGUUUUCACCGUCGCCAACCUCACCCGAAAAUAACGAUUCGGUUCACCUCCUCCUGUUCCCGAGAACUUCCCCUGCUUGCCUCGCCGGAGGAGAACUCGCGCUGUUUCCAGGGUCUCCCAUAUUUCGAGGCCAGCUGCCCGUGCCAUUGAUCCCUCGAGACACCUCCAUGCCCUCUGACCCUUCUUUCCGCACGGCGCGCUCCUCGUCAGAGCCGAACUUUGUCGCCACGCGACCGCGAGCAUUGCCCGGCAACCGAAAUCUGUCGGACUCCAUGCUUGCCAAUCCGAGCUCGACUGCUGCACGCGACGCCAACCUCCGUGGGACGUCGGCAAGAUCGCCCUCGGUCAUUCACAAGAAGACAGCGGAGCGCGCCGAACAGAGGCAGUUGCCUAAAGUCGCGCCGAAAAAGAAGCGUCCAAAGCAGGCCGUAAUCGUAAAACCAACCACAGCGGAGACCGACGUGACGUCACGUCAGGAUAUGCCUUAUAUUUCUACUGCUGACAGCCCAGGACUGAACGGCGUGGAGGUCUCCAUGACAACCAGAUCGCAUGGCAAGGAACUUUGCCUCUCCAUGGUCUUGGUGUCCGCAGCAGUUCUAGGCCUUGUGGUACUCGCCAGAAUCGCCGGCGGAAGCCUGUCGCACGUGAGCAUUCCGAACCUGGACACCACUGCGUCGACGGGAAUCCUCUCGAGACGUGCUGCGAAUGAAACAGUUUAUGUGCAGACGAAAACUGUCGCUACAGUGGCGCCUCCGCCGCCCGUGGUUUGCAAUCUGUCGCGCUGCCUUGAAGACGGGACCAAUAUAGCCGGGUUACUGUCCUGGGACAGUGACCCAUGCGUCGACUUUUACGAAUUCGCAUGUGCCAAGUGGAUUCAGGCGCGCGCGGUUUCCGCUUCUGUCGUGGGCGGCGCUUCGGCCUCCUUUGUUGAGGACAUGGAGCGAGACGUGGAACAGAGAGUGCCACUACUUCUGGCCGCGGUGCGCGCUCCGGAAUUCGCGCCCUUGCGACGCUUGCACGACACUUGCAACGACGUCAACUCCAUAAACGCAGCCGGCUGGGCGCCGCUGGCAGAACUCCUGCGCAUUUGCGGCUUGCCAGACUGGCCGUACGAAGAACCGGCCAUGAUGUCUCCGUGGAAAGCAGCGGCGAGGGCACUUCAAUACACCGGCGCGGAGGCAUUUGUGUCCUUGGAGGUAGCGCCGCACCCUCUUCGCAUUGACCGCGCCAUUUCCGCGUUGGACAGGCCUCUACUCGUCCUCCGUCCUUCUGAUUUGGCUGAGCAGGACGUUCACUGGCUGGAAGACACCGCGGACACGGUUAUGACAGCGUUCCGCGAGCGCCCCCGCCACCUCGCGCGCGAGUCCGUCGCCAUGGCCGUUCAGAUAGCGAGGCUGGCCUACUCGCGCGACGCCGUGUCCGACGUGCGGCUGUAUCGCGUCGUCCACCUGGGUCCGUUCCCGCAGCUGCUGGAGUUCUUGUCGACGCUAUUCGCGAACCUCUCGUCGGUUCACGCGUCGUCGGAGGUGCUGCUGCGCGCGGAAGGCUUUCUGCGCGACCUGUUGGAUCUGGCGGACGAGCACAAGAACCGGGCCCUGCUCAACUACGUGGGCCUCCGAGUCGCCGUGCACAGCUCGGCCUUCCUGCCGGACGCCGCCGGACUGCAGGCCGUUCACGGCCGGGUACUGUUCCCCCACGAGCCGCCCGGAGGCUACGUUCCGCGGGAGCGGCUCUGCGCCCGGCAAGUGGCGAGCACCAUGCCGUUCCUGUUCUUCUACGCCGUGCGGGUGCUGUUUGGCGGUGAAGCGACAAUGCGCGCGCUGACCGCGGCGCUGGAGGCGCUGCGCCGUUACCUGGCCGAGCACCUUUCGAAGCUGGCGCUGGCGGACUACUCCACCCGAGUGCAGCUGGUGAGCAUAGUGAAAGAGACGCGCUUUCACGUGCUGGGCCCUCCCGUGGUCACCAACGAGUCUCACGUCCUGGCUCACGCGCGCGCCCUCCCGACCGCUGGUGACGACGAGCCGCUUCUGUGGUUUGCACGCGUCACCGCGCACGUGGCUCAGCUGCGCUACAUGCGUCUGUCUCGCUACGUGUGGCGGGGAGGCGCCUUCGACCGCGACUGCAGCUCGGACCUGCAGGCGAACGCCGUGUUCGUGCCACCGCUCUUCCUCAACGCCAGCGGCACGCUCGACCGCAGCCUGCUCGCGCUUCAGGCGCCCCAUCUGGGAACGCGCUUCGCCCGCUGCCUGCUUCUGAUGCUCCUGGCGGGCGUCUCCAACCGCGGCAACCGGGAGCUCGUCACGCGCGGCUGGUGGUCGGACACGUCCAAGUCGGCGCUGGCCGCCCUGCGCCGGUGCCUCGCGCGCCCCUCGGGACCCGACGUCGACGACGACGAAGACGUCGGCGAACGGUCCAGGGCGGAGAAGGCGCCGCUGUCGCGCGUGGCCGAAGCGCUUGCCGUGCCGCCGGCACUCGACGCGUUCACCGAAGGUCUGCUGGCGCUGGCGGGACAGGGCCGCACCCUGCGGCUUCCUCGCGUGGAAGGCCUGACGCCGGAGCAGCUUUUUUUCGACUACUACGCCCUGUCCCGCUGCCGGCGAGAGCCGCGUCACUGGCGCGGCGGAGGCGUUGCGGCCGACGAGGUGAACGGGGCGCUUCGCCAAAGCGCUGCCUUCCACGAGGCAUUCGAGUGCGCGCGGGGACGCCCCAUGAACCGCGUCGCUCCGUGCGACUUGAGGGCUUGACCGCGCCUCGCUUGACUCUGCGGCGCUGGUGCCGUUUCCCUCGCGCGGCGCCGCGCGAUUCGUUUUUCUCUUUUGGCUUGGUGUGUGUUAACGCCAUUAUUUCCGUAGCUCGUUUCCCAUGCAGAGCGUUAGUAACUGUUGCGGUUCGGGUUUGUGCGCACUAUCCCACAGGGACCGAUGAACGUUUCGUACGUACUCGAGUAUGUCCACCUGGUUGACCUCAAAUUUAGGCUGCUUUUUCUAUGUGCAACAGGUAUGAGGAGACGUAGAACCCCGCCUUUGUUGCCUUGAGAGGGGAAAAAGGUGGCAUUUACGCUGGUUUCGACUUUGGUAUUCCCAUUUUCUAAGUUAUUAAAACGCUCCUUUUUGCUGUCCUAAA
Molecule: messenger RNA, 6138 nt
Organism: Dermacentor albipictus
Lineage: Eukaryota; Metazoa; Arthropoda; Arachnida; Ixodida; Ixodidae
Source: RefSeq, a predicted model, not a curated record